AUGAAGUUUGGAUGGGCUUCAAGGCUGGUGCACUAUAUACUGUGUUUUCAGCUUGACUGCAAGAAGAAGUUUGAGUUGUGGAGUCUCGUAGGUGUUGAACCAUUGAGGUUUUCUCUGCAUGAAUUUGAAGAGAUAACUGGCCUGAACUGCGAGUAUGUGAAGAAUCUCGAGAAUCCGUUGGUUGAGGUAACGACUGACAUGAAAGCAUUUUGGGCGCAGAUGGGAGUGAAUUUCGACCGGGGGCCAAUGUAUCUAGCCAUCUACGCUGGCUUCAUCGAAGCAGCAAGAACCUCGUCACCCACAUGGGCUAGCCUGACUAGGUUAGUGAUGGAUCUAGAUGCUUUUGAAGAUUAUCCGUGGGGAGGAGUAGCCUUUAAAUUCUUGAUGGAGUCGAAGGACUUGACAAAGACGUAUGCUAUUGAAGGCUUUGUUCAGGUUCUUCAAGUUUGGGUCUACUGUUGUCUCCUUGAAUUCGGAGCUGGGUUUGGUCACCCUAUAGAAGGUUCUCCGACCCCACCUCUACUUGCCUUCUUAGGUGGCAAAGGCAAGAGAAGGCUCCAGGAGAAUAUGCUGAAACAGACUAGGACUAAGAACUUUACUAUGAAGGAUUACUCUGAAAUGUUCCCUCGCUGGGAUGGUGAGCUGGAAGAUGAGAAGGCUGAUAACAUAGUGAAGGCAGUGUUUUCUUCAGGCUGGGCAUGGGAACAAAGUCACUGGCCUCUUGUCGGAACAAAACUGUGGACAAAUGUGAAGGUGGAGAUCCAUCCGAUGAAGACAGAAGCUGGUCAGAUGAUGCGAAGCUUGAAGACAGUGUCCCCUUCUCGCACACAGUCUGAUGCAGAAUCACGCAAGAAGGCUCGUGAGUCCCCUGGACUGGAUGUGGAGACCAUGAAAGGAGAAAUAAUGCGAGAACACUCUGAAGACACAAUCCCGCAUGAUUGA
Brassica napus (rape) is the source of this 942-nucleotide messenger RNA. RefSeq lists its product as uncharacterized. The transcript has 4 exons. The coding region runs from base 1 to 942 and encodes 313 amino acids. NCBI's taxonomy places the organism in Eukaryota, Viridiplantae, Streptophyta, Magnoliopsida, Brassicales, Brassicaceae. The record is from RefSeq and is a predicted model, not a curated record.